Messenger RNA from Armigeres subalbatus, 1792 nucleotides. RefSeq names its product lipase member I-like. The coding region runs from base 280 to 1323 and encodes 347 amino acids. The record is from RefSeq and is a predicted model, not a curated record. Gene Ontology annotation, biological process: lipid catabolic process. NCBI's taxonomy places the organism in Eukaryota, Metazoa, Arthropoda, Insecta, Diptera, Culicidae. The transcript has 5 exons. Gene Ontology annotation, molecular function: lipase activity.
GGUGAUCUGAACCAUAGACAAGCGUGUCGAUAUUUCAGUUUGAAAACGCGCGCCAAACAGUCAGAAUGUGUUUUCGGGAGUUCGAAUGAGUUUGAAUUGAAUGAUCAUAUCCAGUGUGUAUCGAUAAAAAUUCAAAUGAAAGAAUGCCUCUGAUAGUGGAGAAUGACGAAAUUAAAGCAAAUUAAAACAGAUAGCCAAACGGAAGUUUGUGAAAGUGCAUGCAUUGAAAGACUCGAAUACAAUGAAUAAUCGAUAUGUGUGAAGUGAAAUUGAGUGACAAUGAGCAAAGUUCCGUUAAAAUUGAUUUUGUUUGCAACCUCAUUGAUAUUCAUCGCAAUACACGCACGGGAGUUUACCAUCGGCCCCUGUCAGCUUCAGUAUUAUGAACCAUGCAAUACCAAUGCUAUAGUUUUCUAUCUCUUCACAAGUGACAGCCCAAAUGAUGCCCCAAUGCUGCUGGAUAAUAUUGAUCCCAAAGUUCCCGAUAACGUUGAUCUCACCUAUCAAAAUAAAUUGAUAGUGCACGGCUAUAACGGACAUAUCGAUUAUAACGCUACGAAAAUAAUUCGCAAUGCCUAUCUGAAGCAGCCUCGCACAAAUGUGUUCGUCGUCGAUUGGGGGAAGCUCUCCCGACUGCCCUGCUACCCAACGGCGGCAUUCAACACCAAACAAGCCGGCGAAUGUACGGCGACUUUUCUCAUUGGUCUCAAGGCCAACCAUCCGGAGUUCAGCUGUCGGGAUCUGCACUCCAUUGGCUUCAGCUUGGGCGCACAUGUGCUCAGCUUCACCAGCAACGCACUGGAAAAAUCAAUCGGCGUGAAGUUCAGGCGGAUUACAGGUCUCGAUCCAGCGCUUCCCUUCUUCGCUACGGCUCGCCAACAGUGGAAACUGGACCUCACCGAUGCAGAUUUUGUCGACGUUAUUCACACAAAUGCCGGUGUGUUCGGCAAAAUUGAAACCUGUGGACAUGUGGAUUUCUACAUGAACGGCGGCCAAAGCCAACCGAUGUGCGAAAACGCAACAAAUCAACCACUGUGCAGCCAUAUGAUGGCCCCUGCCUUCUUUGCCGAAUCAAUCUCCAGCAAGAGCGGCUUCUGGGCAACCAAGUGCACCAGCUAUUUUUCCUACUUCUUUGGCUUCUGCCGGUACAAAGCCGAACAGAAGCAGUUUUCGCUGUUUGACGACAGUCAAAGCCAGGAAAUCAACGACAACAGUGUGACCGAUAGCGAUCGGGUAUUGAUGGGCGAGCACUGUUCAAAUACCGCCGAAGGUGUAUAUUUCGUGCCAACUAACAAGAAACCGCCGUUUGCAAUGGGCUAUUGAGAAGAUCCCAUGGUACACUUCCACAGCACAGGGACGUAAAGCAGCUGGAUCUGAUUAUGAGUUGCAAAGUUGUGAAACUACCAACGAAAAGUGAACCAUCGCAAUGGAUAGUUAUCUCGUGGCAGCAGAAUGUUCGAUGUAAAUAUGAUGAAAACAAAAAAAAACACUUAGGAAUGGAAUGAUCGAUUAUUAUAUAGUGAUGUGUUUCUCUAAGUUGGAAAUAGUGAAUAAUAGCUUAAUAUAUGUCUAUGUUACCACUGAAAGAUAUUGAAAUAUGGAGUAGUAGAACUGUAUUAAAGUUAUAAAUGUAAUAUUGGAUCAGUAUUUAUAAAAACGAAUCUCUAGUUUUAAUUUUGUUCUGAAAUCUCCAAAUAAUAUAGAAAAAUAGGAAUAUGCAACUUUUAGCUCAUUAACAUUUAAUAAAUUCGUUAGUAUCGUUUUCCUAUUUAAAAAUGAAAUAUAACAGUAG